AUGAAGACUACUCUACCAGUAUAUGCUUACCAUCAUUCUACUCAACAACAACAACAACAACAACACUCAAGAAAAGUUGUUCAUAAUCCGAAAAAACAAGUAUCAUCUUCAUCGAAUAGUACUAUGAAUACAAGCCCAAUUACAAAUAAUACAUCUCCCAUUAGUAAUAAUAAUAAUUUAAGUUUGGAAAAAUUACCAUCUACCAUGUCUUCAUAUUAUAAUUAUGUUCCUAUGGAAAUUCCAAUGGCUAUUCAAGAAAAACUGCAAGAAUAUGAAAGAAAGAACAAUGUAAAGAUUUUAUAUUGUGUCGAGACAGGAAGUCACUCAUAUGGAUAUCAUUGUGAAUCACUUUCCGAUUUUGAUAUUCGUUUUGUGUAUUCAUCAUCAUUGAGAGAUUAUUUAAAAUUGAGGAAUAUGCUUGCAACUUAUAGAGGAGGAGAAAAGAGCAAAAUUCCUACAUCAAUUCAAAACAUUUUUAAAUGUAAUGUGAAUCCAAUCCGAUGCGUUGAUAUACUGGGAUGGGAGUUACGUAGAUCUUUUUCAUUCAUUUGGUCUGGUAAUUCUUCAAUUCUUGAAUGGCUUGCCUCCGAAAGAGUGCUCGUUUCUCGAACUAAUAAUAUUGACAGAUUGAAGAAUGUAGCUGCUAAAAUUAUUCAUGGAAGUCCUUAUACAGUGGCGUAUGCAAAACUUAAUACUGCAAAAAAGAAUUAUCACAAUAUUUUGGAUAGCAAGGACAAACCACCUACAUCACAACGAGAUGUUUUGGAUGUGAAAAAGACUCUAUUCAUUAUUCAAACACUAUUGAGUGUAAAUAUUUUGGAAUGGAAGUAUUUAAUCAAUACUAACCACGCUGAUGUUGCUGAACCAUUAGAAAAUAUAAUAAUUUUGAAUUUUAGAAGAUUAUUUGAUACUGUUAAAGCACUGAGAACAAUUGAAAUUGAAAAAGAAAUUGAGGAAUUAUAUUUGUUAAGGCAACAAGUACCAAAUGUUCCAUUAUCUUCAUUACAUUUUGGACAACGAGUUGAAUCAUGGAUUGUUUAUGAAUUGAAUAGAGUUAAUGCUGUUUGUAGUUCACUAUUUGUUAAACAUUCCAAAGAUAGAUGGGCUCAACAUGACCAAGCUAUCACUGAUGAAUUGGAUGCACUCUUUUUAGAUCUUCUUUUGGAGAAUGACAAGUCGUUUACAUACCACCCAAACAAUGGACAAUAA
Naegleria gruberi is the source of this 1209-nucleotide messenger RNA. RefSeq lists its product as uncharacterized. The record is from RefSeq and is a predicted model, not a curated record. The coding region runs from base 1 to 1209 and encodes 402 amino acids. The transcript has a single exon. NCBI's taxonomy places the organism in Eukaryota, Heterolobosea, Eutetramitea, Acrasida, Naegleriidae.